Messenger RNA from Condylostylus longicornis, 14396 nucleotides. It is a transcript of the gene trol, whose product is annotated as basement membrane-specific heparan sulfate proteoglycan core protein. Gene Ontology annotation, cellular component: cell-cell junction; plasma membrane. The record is from RefSeq and is a predicted model, not a curated record. The transcript has 51 exons. Bases 400 to 13758 code for a protein of 4452 amino acids. Gene Ontology annotation, biological process: cell-cell adhesion. Gene Ontology annotation, molecular function: cell adhesion molecule binding; calcium ion binding. Lineage: Eukaryota; Metazoa; Arthropoda; Insecta; Diptera; Dolichopodidae.
AACUGGUGCGGACGUAAUUGUUUUGUGUUGGUUUUCGUUACACGUUUCAUUUACCUUUUCAAUAAUCGAAUUUGUUGAAAUCUAAAUUUUUUAAUAAAAACUUAAUUUUAAUAUUUGAAGUUCUUUCAUAUUACAUACAUAACACUUUGAACAAACUUUUUUCGGCGGCUUUCGCGUAAAAUUAUCUUUUCAUGUGCUUACUUUGGAUGUGAAAUAAAAAUGUUCUAAAUAUUUUGUGUCAGCAUUAUUUUAAACGUAAGGUGUAUCCGGUGAAGAAUAAAGGAAAAAUUGCUAUCGUGUGUACUAAACAAGGAAUAAUUUAAUAUAAAAAAAUUUGUGCAUAUUAUGAAAAAUUUGUGUUUGAAUAUUUUUAAGUUAUAAAAUUUAUACUGAUUAAAAAUGGGGUUUUUUCAUCCCCAAACAGAAUUUAGAAAAAGAUUUUUGAUAUUUCUAAUGGUGGUACAAAUAAUUGGAAUUCAAUUAAAUUGUUAUGCAGAGAGAUUUCAAGACACAGACCUCGUAUUUGACGACAUUUUCGAAAAUGAAGAUAAUAGCAAAAAUAUAUCGGAGACAAUAACCGACUCGAAAAGUAAACUUUUAUACGAUAACGAAAAGCAAGAAAUUAAAAGUGAUGUAUACUUGACAAACGAGCUUUUUGAUAUUUCUGAAGAAAAUGAUAUUGAUAAUGACGCAAAUGCGAACAUAGAAUUUCCGAUUGAAAAGGAAGAUGAUUCGCAAAGCUCCAGUUGGUUGGUUCGUGGUGUAAAUCGUGUGAAACGGGAAAUAUCCCGUAUGCUUGGCAACAAUGAUGAAGGAAAAGGAAGAAAAAGAAAUAAAACAAACAAAAUUGAAAAUUUAAAAAAAAGUAAAAAGUUUAAUAAAUUUAGCAAGAAGACAACCGAUAUUGAUGUGAAUGUAAAUAAAGAUAAAAAUAGUUUUAAAAAAAGACGAGAUAUUUUUGACAUUUUCAACUUUGGAGAUUAUUCAAAAGUAGAAGGCUCAGGAAAUGACGGUGAUGAUAGUGAAACUGAACCAUUGGAUGUUAAUUUUUAUCGAGUAAUGUUUACAUCACGUGAACUAUGGAGCGAGGGAUUUAGAGAGCGUGCUUCACACGAUUUCCAAAGGUUACAAAAGCAAGUAAAAAAUGGUUUUGAAAUGUUAUUUAACGACAACUAUGCACAUUUUACUGAUAUGGGUUACGAUCUAGAAGCAACUUUAGUUGAAGCAACUCAAACCAAUGAUCUUUUCAAAACAUACUUGACUGCAGAUUUAAAAGUAAAAGGCAAUGUCAAUGCGGAUGAUUUAUCAGAUAUUAUUGAAAAUAAAUUGAAUUCGCUAGAAUUAGGGGACCUUCUUGUACAGAGAGACGAAAAUUUUUCAUUUUUAAAAAUUUCAGAAAAUGAAUUUGACGAUCCUAAAUCAAUAAUUCAUCGAGUUAGUUCAAAUCAAUGUAUUGGUGGAUUUCAAUGCGUUAGGAGUAGAGAAUGCAUAUCUCCUAAUCAAAGAUGCGAUAAUUUUCAGAAUUGUCAGGAUGGCAGUGACGAAGAAAAUUGUGAAGACCAUAUUUCACACCCGCAUCCUACGGAGUACGAAGUUAAUACUUGGGAAAAUGUAAAUACAGUUAAGGAAAACGAAGCAAGUGGGGACUUUGGCUCGGAAACUGAAUCAUCUAUUGGUCAUAGCUCUAAUCGCUGUGAUGAAAUUUUCGUUUGCCCAAUAUCUGGUAAAGAAAUUUGUAAUAUUCAGCUUUGCGAUGGUAACCAAGAUUGCCCACACGGCGAAGAUGAAAAUGAAAUGAAAUGUGACGAAAGAGGAUGUCGCGAUGAUGAGUUUUCUUGUGAUAAUGGCAGUCAUUGCGUUCCAUUAUAUAAAAAAUGUGAUAGCUAUCCGGACUGUGAAGAUUAUUCAGAUGAAUCUGGAUGCGAAACUAAAGAAUGUCGAAGAGAUGAAUUUACUUGUGGUAACGGUCAAUGUAUUUAUGAUUCUCAAAAGUGCGAUGGCUAUAAAGAUUGCGAUGAUGGUACAGACGAAGUUCAUUGUUUUCAAGAAUUAGAAUGUUUGCCUCAUGAAAUGUCUUGUGACAACAAUACAAAAUGUAUUCUAAGCUCUCAAAAAUGUGAUGGAUUUGCUCACUGUACGGAUAACUCAGACGAAUUUGAUUGCGAAAGAAAGGACUGUGCCAGAGACCAAAUAUCUUGCGAUGGAGGAUCAGUUUGUAUUAGCCGAGGACAGGUGUGCGACGGAAUUUUUGAUUGUAAGGAUACUUCUGACGAGAACAAUUGCGAUGAAGAAUGUCAUCACGAUGAAUUUUUAUGUAGAAGUGGCCACUGUAUACAAUUUUCGCAAAAAUGUGAUGGCUAUGACGAUUGUGGUGAUGGUUCGGACGAAAUCGAUUGUAUAAGAGAAUGCCGAUCUGAUGAAUACCAGUGUCGGAACGGGGCAUGUAUAUUGAGAAGCCAACUCUGUGAUAAUCAUUACGAUUGCCGCGAUCGGGAUGACGAAGACAAUUGUCCGAACGAAUGUACUUCUGAGCAAUAUCAGUGUCAUGAUAGAUCGAAAUGUAUCAGUAACGAUCAAGUAUGCGAUGGUGACGAAGAUUGUCCUAAUGGUGAUGACGAAGAAAAUUGUGACGAAGCUGAAUCUUAUAGUGAAAGUAACACUUUAGUGGAUAAUUCACCGUUUGAAAAGUAUGUUCCCACAUAUAAUCCAAAAACUGCAUGCAAAGGUAGCUCAUUUAAAUGUCGUAGUAGUGGUGUGUGUUUGCCAAUGGCUUUGAAAUGUGAUGGUGCAUUUCAUUGUAAUGAUAAAUCAGAUGAAGAACAUUGUCAAAAUAUUACACUUACAACAACAAAAUCACAUUUCCAAUCUUAUAAAACAACAAAAAUGUCAGAUUUUACGAAAGCUAGCACCACGAUUAGAACUACAACUAUUGCCGCACCAACAACAAAGAGAACAACGGCCAAAUACCGGCUCAGUACUACCACCACUUCUUAUAUGCCAAUCACGAGACGAAUGAGUGAUUGGUAUACAGAUUCUCACUUUUGUGAGAGUGGUUCAUUUCCUUGUGUCGACGACGAUCAGUACUCUAUAGCUUGUUUAUUUAGCAAUCUUACAUGUAACGAACCAUUACAAUGUUCGAGAUCUAUUACGGAUUCAGCCCCUUUAUGUCACUGCUAUCAGUAUAAGUUUGCAUGUUUAAACUAUGGGCAAUGUAUUCCAUUGAAAUUGUUAUGCGACAACAAAAAUGACUGCUUUGAUGGCAGCGACGAAAAAUUAUGUUAUUCGGAAGCUCCACAUACAACUCCAGAUGAUUGCGGAGCAGAAGAAUUUUAUUGUGAUCAUAAUUGUUUUCCGUAUUACUUUCGUUGCGAUGGUAUAUUUCAUUGUAUGGAUAAAAGAGACGAGACAGAUUGUCAAACAAAUGUAACAACAACAUCAAGUCCAAUCGAUGUACCGACUCGAUAUCCCUGCCCAGAACUUACAUGCGUAAACAAUGGUAAAUGUUACAAAUAUAGAGAAAAAUGCGAUGGAACUAAUGAUUGCGAUGAUGGAUCUGACGAAAGGGAUUGCUGCGGAUCGGAUCAAUUUACAUGCAGUAAUGGUAUUUGUGCACGCCAAUGCGAUGGAAGAUCAGAAUGUCCCGACGGAGCUGAUGAAGAAGGCUGUCCAUAUUAUGGAUGUCAAUCCUAUCAGUGGCGAUGUGAAAAUGGUCAAUGCAUUAAUUCCCAUUCAAGAUGUGAUGGGCGGCAUGAUUGUGAUGAUUAUUCAGAUGAACGCGGUUGUCAUCUCCAUGUAAAUGAUCAACACCGAAACAAAUUUUGUCCAAUUGAUACUUUUCGAUGUGAAAAUGGACAGUGCAUUUCAUUAGACCUAAAAUGUAAUGGACGCGUUGAUUGUCCCCAAGACGGAAGCGACGAAAUUUAUUGCGAAACAGCUAAUGAAAUAAAUCCACAUUUACCACCAUCAGAUCCCCAGUUAAAUAUAAAAACAUAUCCAAGCAGCCAAAUUAUCAAGGAAAGAUACAUUAGGGAGGGUCGUGAGGUUGUAUUUCGUUGUCGUGAUGAAGGUCCUUCCAGAGCCAAAGUGAAAUGGUCCAGACCGGGCGGUCGACCUUUGCCACGUGGUUUUACUGACAAAAACGGUCGUUUGGAAAUUCCAAAUAUACGGGUAGAAGAUUCUGGGGAAUAUGUUUGUGAAGCUGUAGGAUAUCCCGCAUUUACUAGAGGACAGAGUGUUAGUGUCAGCCUCACAGUCGAGAAAUACAAUCCAAUUUUGGAUCGACCUCCAUCAGCAUGUGGAUAUCAUGAAGCUACUUGUAUGAAUGGAGAAUGUAUAGAUAAAAACCGUAUUUGCGACGGCAUACCGCAUUGUUCAGACGGUUCAGAUGAACACAGUUGUAGUCAUGGUCGUAAAUGUAGUCCAAACCAGUUUAGGUGUAAGAAUUCUAAAUGUGUGGAUCGAAUAUGGCGUUGUGACGGCGAAAAUGACUGUGGUGAUAACUCAGAUGAAGAAAGCUGUGAUCCUAAUCCAAGCGAUGCUCCAUGUCGACAUGAUGAAUUUCAAUGCCGCAGUGGUCACUGUAUUCCAAAAUCGUUCCAUUGUGAUGGAACUAAUGAUUGUCGAGAUGGAACCGAUGAGGUUGGCUGUGUUGCUCCUGCAGUGAUAAGUCCACCACCUCCAAGAGUAGAUUUAUACCCAGGAACUGCAUUGAACAUUUCUUGUCGAGCUGUAGGAGUUCCUGUUCCACUAAUAGUGUGGCGUUUAAAUUGGGGUCAUGUGCCAGAAAAAUGUGAAUCAACUAGUCAAAACGGUUUGGGGAACCUUUACUGCCCAAACAUGCAAACUCAAGAUAGUGGAGCAUACUCUUGUGAAAUUAUAAAUACCAAAGGUGGCAUAUUUGUUACUCCUGACACAAUCGUUACGGUUAUUCGAGAUUCUGAAGAUAUUUGCCCAGCUGGAACAUUUAACAAUUUAGCUGUUCGGAAAGACGAAUGUAUUAGCUGUUUCUGUUUUGGUAUUUCAAAUCAAUGUAAGAGUGCUGAUUUAUACAUUUACGCGCUGCCUCCUCCGAUUACUUCACAUAAAGUAGUAGGCGUGGAGCCCACUCCUUCUGGUAUUCAAAUUGGCGAGUAUGAGGGGCAUAAUUUAAUAAAAACUAGACAUGGUGUUCAAUUUCGUGUAUCAAACGUUCCUUUCUCAAGGCGCCAAAUACCAUAUUUAGAACUUCCCUCCGAUUAUUCAGGAAACCAGUUAAAAUCUUACGGUGGAUUCAUAAAAUAUACUUUAACCUACUAUGGCCAUGGAAGAACAAUUUCAGCUCCUGAUGUCAUAAUAAUUGGUAACGGAUAUAGUUUAGCACAUAAAUCUCUCCAACCACCAAUCAGCAAUGGUCAAACGCAGUAUAAUGUUCAGUUUGCUCAAGGUCAGUGGGAAAAGCCAGAUGGACGUUUAGCUACACGUAGUGAAAUCAUGAUGGUACUAGCUGAAGUUGAAAGAAUAUUGAUUCGUUUAGAAUACAUUGAUGCUACGGAGCGUGAAGUAGAGUUGACUCAUAUUACAAUUGAUUCAGCUGCAGUUGAUGAUAGGGGCCUAGGUUCUGCAUCUUUAGUUGAAGAGUGCACGUGCCCAACUGGAUAUAUGGGCUACUCAUGUGAACGUUGUGCUCCAGGAUAUGUAAGACAAAGAAGCGGUCCGUGGCUCGGACGUUGCAUCCCUCACGUAAUAGAAUUAUGUCCACAAGGACAAUAUGGAGAUCCAAGUCACGGAAUUGCAUGUAAACCGUGUCCAUGUCCACUAACAAAUGCCGCAAACAACUUUGCAACUGGAUGUGUUUCAGGACCAGAUGGAGAACCAAUUUGUAACUGUCAGAUUGGCUAUACAGGACAUAGAUGUCAGCAAUGUGCUCCAGGUUAUGAAGGCAACCCUAUGCAACCGGGUAGCUACUGUCAAGCACGACCUUCAAAUGAGUGCCAUACUGAUGGAACGCAAAGAAUUCGUUCAAAUGGAACUUGUGAGUGCAAGUCUAGCGUGAUUGGACCAAAAUGUGACAUGUGCGCGACAAAUUCCUUCCACCUAAAUUCGUAUUCACACAGUGGUUGUAUUGAAUGCUUUUGUAUGGGCGUUUCACAAACUUGUUCAAGUAGUAAUUAUUAUAGAGACACAAUUCGUUCAAGUUUUUCAAACACAAGGGGAUCUCACGGAUUUACUUUAGUUAAUGACUAUGAAAACGAUAAACCAGAAUCAUUCGAAAUAAGAGAAACAAAUGAUCAAUUGAUAUUUCGCGGAGCAUCUGAUACAUCUGACGUACUUUAUUGGAGCUUACCAUCUAAGUUCCUUGGAGACAAAGUAACUGCCUAUGGGGGGGUACUAAAUUACACCGUUAGAUUUAGUCCAUUGCCUGGAGGACAAAGAUCCAGAAAUGUAGCCCCUGAUGUAGUUAUCAAGAGUCAAAAUGAUAUUGUUAUCUUGCAUUAUAAUAAGAACGAAAUAUCUCCGAGUGUUGCGUACACAUAUACAAUUCCCAUUGUCGAAAAUUCUUGGCAAAGGAAUGAUGGAGUGCUUGUUAAUAGGGAACAUUUAUUAAUGGCAUUAGCAGAUAUAGAAGCAAUUUACAUCAAAGCCACGUACACUACGGUUACACAAGAAGCUGCGCUCAUACAAGUUAGUAUGGACACCGCAAUAAGAUCAAAUACUGGACAAAAUAGAGCAGUUGAAGUUGAACAAUGCGUAUGUCCUUCUGGGUAUACCGGCCUAUCUUGUGAAGAUUGUGCUCCGGGCUACAAACGGUCUCAAGAGCAUGGUCUUUAUUUAGGAAUAUGCGAACUUUGUGAGUGUAAUGGCCACUCAAAUGAAUGCGACCCCGAAAGCGGUAUUUGUAUUAAUUGCCGGGAUAACACAAUUGGCCCGCAAUGUGAUCAAUGUUUACCUGGGUAUGAAGGUAAUUCAACUAUAGGAACGCCACAUGAUUGCGUACCCUUAGGUAGCGAUCAUUCAUUAUGCGAUCGAUGUGAUGAAAGGGGAGUGUUAAAUUGUGAAAAUAAUUAUUGCCAUUGUAAACCUAACGUGGAAGGAGAAACUUGUGAUAGAUGCCGCUCGGGUACAUUUAAUUUAGAUCACUCCAACCCCUUCGGUUGUGAAGAAUGUUUUUGUUCUGGAGUAACGUCCUUCUGCACUCAAGCCAAUUUUUAUAAAGAAUUUAUACCUUUUGAUUUCAUUAGUAACAAGCCUAUUAUAAGUGAUGCUGAUGGUAUGCUUGUAGAUGAAGACAACUUAGAUUUCGAUAUAGUGCAUAAUCUUUUUACAUAUUUAACACCAUCUUACACACAAAAAUAUUGGAGUUUAUCUGGUCGUCUAUUAGGAGAUCAAAUAAAGUCUUACGGCGGGAAUUUAGAAUUUAAAUUAGAGGUUGAGAGCAAUGGACAUUUUGAACCGGGGAAAGAUGUCAUCUUAAUGGGAAAUGGUGUAAUAAUUUAUUGGUCUCGUCCACCUGGAGGAGAAAAUUUAAAAAAUUUUGCCAUACGCUUAACUGCUAAUAACCAAUGGUACAGGCAAGAUACGUACAGCUCGCCAUACCCAGCUUCAAAAACUGAUAUAAUGACGGUUUUAGCAAAUAUUGAUCACAUUUUAAUAAGGGCUACACCGUCGAUUCCAACACUUAAAUCUUCGUUAAGCGAUGUUGUUAUGGAAACUGCAGAAAGUUCUGGCAUAAAACCCGCUUUAAUAGAAUUUUGUUCUUGCCCGGAAGGAUAUGAAGGAACAAGUUGCGAGAAUUGUUCGCCAUUAUUUUAUCGAAACAUAUCUCAAACGGAUAAAGGAUAUUUUGGGGCAUGUCAACCUUGUCAUACUUGGUGCACUGACCAAACUGAGUCCUGUGAAAUGAGUGGAACAGGUUAUGUUAAAUGUCAUUGCAAACAAGGAUAUUCUGGAGAUCGAUGCCAAUAUGGUUUUAAGGAUGGUCAAGAUAUAAAUAAAACAACAACAUCGCCUUGUUGUAACCAAUAUGUCGUGAAAUGGAAUAAGAAGCCAAUUGUAUAUGAUAAAUACUACAUAUAUGAUAAAAAUAAAAUUAAAAGUGGAGAGCUUUUUUUCGCGAAGAAUUGUUCAAGAUCACAUUUAGGUAAACCAAGCCCUUCUAUUCCACAUACCGAAAAACCGCAAGCUAUAAUAGAAGUUCGAAUCGACAGUCCAACUUUAAGCAUUAUACCAGUUGGUGGAUCCCUCACAUUAACUUGCAGAGCAAUAAUGUUAGCCACACGUGCACCAAUUAAUGUCAAAUGGCUCAAACUAGAGGAUAAUUUGCCUUAUGAUGCUGAACAAAGUAAUGGUAUUUUGAGGCUUUAUAAUCUCCAAGUACACGACUCAGGUGUAUACGUUUGCCAAGCACAAAGUGGUAAUGAAGUUGUGGAAGAACAAAUUCCUAUUAAUGUUGGUCGAUCAGAACCAACAGAUGCUCCAACAAUUCGUAUAAGACCAGAAAACAUUAUUGAAGCCGAAGAGUUCCAACCGGUUGAAGCAAUAUGUGAGGCUUAUGGUAAUCCUACACCAAACGUUCAAUGGACGAGAAUUGACAAACAAAUGUCAUCUGAUAUUGAAAUAGAAAAUGAGCGGCUCUAUAUUUCAUCGAUUCAAAGAUCAGAUGAAGGAUCUUAUCGAUGUACCGCUUAUAACCAAUUUGGAAGGUCUGAAGAAUCUUUACAAAUAUAUGUCAAAUCUACUCAACCAAAUAAUUUGCUACCACCGCUUCAAGAUAUUGUUGUUGUGGAGCCGCCCUCAUACAACGCUCGAACUGGAGAAAAAAUUACUCUUCUUUGCGAAUUAAGAAAGCAGUUUAUAGUUGAAUACGAAUGGCUAAAGGAUGACAACAAAUUGUACAAAAAUCAAAACAUUAUAAUUAAUGGAAAUGAACUAACUAUACGUAAAGCAGCUCCACAUGACACAGGAAAUUAUAUAUGCAGGGUUAUAGAUCAGUCAAAUGGAGAUACAUAUAGUUCAACAUCAUACGUUCAUGUCGAAGCAACUGACGAAUUUCCUCAUGGAAAGGAUGAUGAAGUUCAUGUAAGACCCUUGCAAGAAAAAUAUGUCGUCGUUCAGGGGCAAGAUUUGGAUAUUACAUGCGAGGCUUCUGGAGCAAAUCGUCCAAUAAUCAAAUGGACCAGAUUACAUGAGCAAUUGGACUCAAGUAUUCAGAUAAGGGACAAUACUUUGAGCAUUAAAAACGCUCAACCACAUCAUCGUGGCUUAUAUAUUUGUAUUGCAGAAGGUCCAAGCGGAACAACAAGUGAAGCUCAUACUAUAAUAGAUGUUGAGCCUCGGGAACGUCCACAGGUUGAAAUUUAUCCAACUGAACCACAAGAAGUACGUAUUGGGGAUCGAGCUAUACUUGACUGUAGAACAGUAGCUGGUAUACCCGAACCUAGAAUAUCUUGGCGAAGGACCGAUGGUCUUCCGUUAUCAUCCCAAAUCAAAGAAGAAUAUCAAGGAAGAUUAAUAAUUAACAAUAUAAAAGAAGAAGAUGCCGGGACUUACGAAUGUAUUGCUGAGAACUUAGCAGGCAAAGCUAUAGGCUCAACAUCUUUAAUAAUAGUUCAGCCAGCCCAAAUAACCCUCGUUCCAAAUACAACAGAGCUUCAUCUAACCGAAGGAGAAGAGCUAAAACUUUUAUGCAUCGCAAGUGGUAUUCCUCCACCAAAAGUUAAAUGGACAUUAGAUCAAAGUUUUAAUCAGCAUUCAGAAGCGUCAAUAUCACAAGCUGAAAUUUAUAUUCCCAAAACAAGUUUAAAUGAUGCUAAGUUAUACACUUGUGAGGCUGAAAACAGUGGGGGCAACGAUAUACGUUACAUAAAUGUCCGCAUUGAAAGAAGACGGGGAGAUACAGGAAUUCAUGACGUUGUAGAACCAACAACUCAUCGUUAUCCAGUUAGACCAACCUUCACACCAAGUAAUUUGGAAACUCAUCCGGUAGAAAUAGGCGAGCGAGCAACACUUUCAUGCAAUACGAUUGAUGAACAAAACCGCGAUGCCUCAUUACGAACCUUUUGGACUCGAGUUGACGGACGACCUUUACCAACUAACUCUCUUACUCAAGGGAAUGAUUUAAUUCUUUUUGAUAUAAAUUAUGAUUCAGUUGGUGUAUAUAGAUGUAACGUAAUUGGUCCAAAUGGAAAUCCUAUACACUAUUUCGAUGCAAAUGUUAUAAUAAGUGAUCUUCCUCAUAUUACUUUAUCACCUGAGAUGCCAAUGACAGUUCGUUUAGGAGAAACUGUCGAUGUUUACUGCAACGUCAGUGGAGCACAACCUAUCAGAGUCGAAUGGCAUGCUGAAAGUAGAAGACCUAUGCCCCCGUCGGUCAGAGCCGAAGGACCUUACCUCAGAUUCCAUUCCAUAAAAUAUAGUGACGCUGGCCGCUAUUAUUGCACUGCAGCUAAUCUUUUGGGUAACGCAACAAAAGUAGCUGAAGUGAUUGUCAAUCGAGGAGAAACUAUUUAUGAUAGACCACCGGCGCAUAUUACCCGUCAUGAAAUACAAGAAGGCCAAGAUGUGAAAUUGAAUUGCGAUCUCCCAGCACAACCAGGUUUAACAUAUUUAUGGCAAAAAGAACAUGGUGCACUUCCCCAAUCCGCAUAUGAAAACAACAAUAUUUUAUUGUUACGUCAAGUGAGCAUACAUGAUGAGGGACGCUAUAUAUGCAAAGUAAUUUCCCCUGAUAACGGCAUAAUUACUCAAACUUCUGUUGAACUCAUCGUAAAACGACGUAGCAGCAAAAGUGAGAUUUAUUGCAUGAUAUUCUAUAUCUGUACAGACUACGAAACUUCUAUGGUCAUUACGCCAUCAGGUUAUACCUGCAACUCUUAUGAUUUUAAAUGUAAGUCACAUCCACGAACAUGUAUACACCCAAAUAGAAUAUGCGAUGGUAUAUACGAUUGUAUUGACCAUUCAGAUGAAUUAGAAUGCAAUCGUCGUAAUAAACCUCAAAAAAUUUUAGCAGUAACUAAAAAAAGCAAAACAACUACAUUUGAAAUUAGCCAUAAAAAAAAUAUCAAGAAGGUGAAUAGUCGGCACAAAAGGUGGAGACCGGAUCAACUAAGUAAAAAUAAAAAAAGCGCUACUAGACCUGAAAACGUGCAUACUUUACCAAUUUUGAAAUUGGAUCAGCAGGAAGCUUACUUAAAAGUAGGGGAAUCAACCGAAGUGGAAUGCCAAUCAUUUGACAAAAGAUAUCCAGUUGUUAUUUGGGAAAGAGCUGACGGUCGACCACUACCCAGAAAUGUUAAACAAAUCGGAAACAAAUUAAUCGCUCAAAAUGUUGAUCAAAAUUCAGCUGGCAGUUAUGUUUGUAAAUGCAAAACAGAUGAAGGCGAUUUAUACACAACCAGUUUUGAAUUGAGAAUUGAAGAAGAAGAAUUAAGACCAAGGAGGAGACCCAGAACGCAGCAUGCCAAAGUGGAAUCAAAUGCUAUUCUCAAAUGUGACGCGGACAACUAUCCUUUAAGCGUAAGAUGGUCACGACAACAUGGGCAUAUUAAACAUGGCACAGAUAUACACUCAAUGGAAAUAAAACUGAACAAUGUGCAAGCAAGUGAUGCUGGAACUUAUAUAUGCACACUAACACAAAAUGGAGAAUCAAUUGAUCAACCAAUUAUCCUAGUAGUUACAGGCUCAAUACCUCAAUUUUCACAAAAUCCACUAAGUUAUAUGUCAUUUCCUACCCUUGAGUCGCCUUACAUGAAAUUUAAUUUUGAGAUAACGUUUAAACCCGCGCAACCGAAUGGUCUAAUAUUAUACAAUGGUCAAAAAAAAGCAAGCGGUGAUUAUAUUUCAUUAUCAUUAAAUGAUCGCUAUCCCGAAUUUCGAUUUGAUUUUGGAACAAAACCAACAAUCGUUAAAUCUGAAAAACCAAUUUCUUUGAAUGAAUGGCAUAGUAUAAAAGUCAGCCGAAUAAGACGAGAUGGUUAUCUUAUUGUAGACGAACAAACUCCAAUAGCGUUUCCACCCGUACAAACCGCAGGACUUGAUCUAGUAGAGGAUUUGUAUAUCGGAGCUGUACCGAAAUGGGAAGACUUAGCCCCGAACGCAACUGAAACUAAAACUGGUUUUGUUGGUUGUAUAAGUCAAUUAGUUUUGCAAGACAGACCAGUUGAACUUAUAAAAGAAGCGAAACUAAAGGAAGGGAUAACUUCAUGUCAACCGUGUGCAGAUAAACCUUGUGAAAAUGGUGGAAUAUGUUUGGAAAGUCAAACAGCGACAGGAUAUUUGUGUGUUUGCGAUGACGGUUUUACUGGAAAAACUUGUGCUAUUGUAGGCGAUAAAUGUACACCUGGAAUUUGCGGUCCAGGCAGAUGCCAGGACACUGAUUUCGGUAUUGCUUGCUUUUGUCCUUUAAAUAAAACGGGUGACAGAUGCCAAUAUAAUGAACAUUUGGACGGUUCAGUGUUAUCUUUCAAAGAUGGAAGCUAUGCGGCAUAUAAGACACCAAGGCCAUCUAAAUUAAAUAUCAAAUUUAGUGUUAAGCCAAAUAAUUUAGAAGAUUCUGUUAUUUUAUACGUUGCGGAAUCUGAACGCGCAAACGGAGAUUUCUUUGCGGUUUUGUUGAAAAAUAAACGGAUCGAAUUAAGAAUCAAUACCGGAGCCCGAGUAAAACCUGUUAUUGUUACUUCACAAAAUGAAAUUGAAGCUAACAAAUGGACUGAAGUUGAGGUAGGUAGACGAGUCGGUGAAGGAAUUCUCAAAGUUGGCAAUGAAUUAGAGCAAACUGGUAAACAGGCUGGACCAGCGCGUAGCUUAUAUUUGAAAACUCAUUUGUUUAUUGGUGGUUACGACAAGAGAAUUCUUUUAAACAGAGAUAUUGAUAUUCAUAGAGGCUUUGAUGGAUGCAUUUCUAUGCUUGAAGAAUCAAGCCGUAAAAUAAAUUUGAUUGCUGACUUACUUGAUGCAGCAAAUAUUCAGAAUUGUGGUGAUAACAACGAAAUAUUUUACCAACCUCCCACUCACCAAAUUACACCCGGUCGACCAAAUAAUGACGAAAUUAACAAACAAAACGCAUGCGUAAGUGAUCCUUGUGAAAAUUAUGGAACAUGCAUUCUUUUACCCGGGAAUAAUUACAAAUGCCACUGUCCGUUAGGAUAUUCAGGAAAUAAUUGUCACGAACAUGUUCAAUUGGAUACGAACUGUCAAUUCAAUGGUGAUGGGUACUUGGAACUGAAUAGAAGUGUAUUCAGCGAAAAGGAACAUCAGCUUGAAUCUUUUAUAGCUAUGUUAUUUUCUACCAAGCACCCAAAUGGUUUGCUUGUAUGGUGGGGCCAACCUAAGGACAUGCAAUACAACGGACAAGACUUUAUAGCUUUAGCUAUAAACGAAGGUAUACUCGAAUUUUCUUUCCGUUUAGAUGGCGAAGAAAACACUGUACAAAGUGCUUACACAAAAGUUGAUGAUGGAAGUAGGCACAUUGCCAUUAUAAAGCGGUAUGGAAACGAAGUUAGUUUAGAACUAGAUCAUUUAAUUGAGCACGGAGAAACAAAGAGGCCUACUCUUAGGAAUACAAUGAUACUGCCAGGCAACGUUUUCAUAGGUGGGGCACCUAAUUUAGGUGAAUUUACAGGAAACCGUUAUCCAACCGGAUUUGUUGGUUGUGUUCGAGUUGUUGAGACCGAUGAGGGCGGCCCUGUAAACUUAGGUCAACACGCUGUUAGCGCUCUAAAUGUGGACGUAUGCCCAAGUGACGAUUUUGAUGAUUUAGAAGGUCCAGAACCACCAGUAGUUUAGUUUUUUAUAAUUUGCCAUAAAUUUUUAUUAUUAAUUAUGUGUAUGUGUUUUUAAUGCAACUAUACUAAAUAACAAUUUUUAAAAUUAGUCAUUUUUAAAUCAAUGAAAAUUCAUUUUAAGGUGUUAUUUAAUUUCUGUUAUAAUUCGACUACAUUUUAUAAUCGUUGAUUUAUUUUAAAACAGAAAACGAAUAUCUACAUAGUUAAUUUGUAAAAAAAAUGUAAAAAAAAAUCGAAUUAAGUUACGAACAAAUUGUAUGUAAAUGUAUUAAAAACUAUUUUUAUUUGGUAAUUUUUAGCUUAAAUACAAAAAAUAAUUGAAGCACUAAACUAUUAAUGAAUAACUACAUAUAUAUAUAUAUAUAUAUAUAUAUAUAUAUAUAUAUAUAAAUAUAUCUUUAUAUAUAUAUAUAUAUAAUAGACACGUAAUAUCAUUCAUCAUAGUUAUGCAAAAUUAAAUUCAAUAAUAACUUAACAUUAUUUCUAUUAUGUCAAUUUAAAAACAGAAAUAAAGAAAACUGUAGAAAUACGACACUAUGAAAUGCCUGCUUAAAAUAAAAUAACUAAUAUAAAUUUAAAUACGCAAUGUAAAAGCAUUUAAAAUUAUGAAAAUAUUAUUUUAAGGAUUAAUCUACAUUA